This is a messenger RNA of Paramecium tetraurelia, 7785 nucleotides long. RefSeq lists its product as uncharacterized. Gene Ontology annotation, cellular component: dynein complex. The transcript has 4 exons. Gene Ontology annotation, molecular function: dynein light intermediate chain binding; dynein intermediate chain binding; ATP hydrolysis activity. Lineage: Eukaryota; Ciliophora; Oligohymenophorea; Peniculida; Parameciidae. The record is from RefSeq and is a predicted model, not a curated record. Gene Ontology annotation, biological process: microtubule-based movement.
AUGGAUAGUGACAAUAAUAAACGUUUCAAUUUUGAACAACUCUCACAAGGGUAGCUCAAGGGACGGCUUUAUAAAAAUAGUAAUCGCUAUGAUCCUAAUGAACGAAAAUACACUCAACAGCUCUCAGUUAUAUCCUUGCCUUAAUUGGUGCCUAAAGUUUCUAAAUAAAGAUUAGAGCCUACAACCUAAACUCACUCUGCUCUAGGCGUAACCAUUCAAAAUGGUAGAAUUUUGCUUGAUCGUUCAGGACACCAAUCUACAAAAAACUUAAAAAGCGACAUUUUAAUACAAGAUUAGCUCAAGAAACCAAAGAAUUUGUCACCUCUAGGUCAUAGAUUAUUAAGUGAUCAUGGAAUGAGUAUUUUAGAGGAUGUGCAAAACCCGAAUUCUACCAUUAAUGAUUCGAUCAUUGGAUUGCUGUAACAACCUGAAAAAAAGAAGGAAGCUUAGAUGAUCAAGAAAGCACUCAGAAAACCAAAGAAGAAACAACAAUAACAAUCUUACCUGUCUCCAAUGGACUUUAUUUAUUUGAUAAGAACUGAUCCAGAAAUGGCUGAUGAGUUCUGUUAUUUAAAUAAAAGAGAUCAUGCCUAUGAUUAUUAAAUAGUUGAAUUUGAAGACAGAAAUCAAAAAGAAUACAUGACCAUUAGUGCAAAAGGUAUCACUUAUUUCCAAAAUGAUGAUGCAACAUUUUUAACAAUUGAAGAGUGGCAAAGAGAAGCUAAAUUAUAUUAAGAUCUUUAGAAAAUAGAUUUUUUUAGAAAAUAUAAAUUAUGGAAGAACUUCUUCUUGUGGAAGAGAUUAAUGAGGAAGAACAUUCUUGCCAAAAAUCAGGACUUGAUGAUUUCUAACAUGUUUUCAACUGACAAACAAUUAAGAAUCACAUUAUUAGAAGUUCGCAGGAUAUGUCAAUAAAUGGCUUAAGACAUAAGAUUCUUAGAUACUUCAACUACAGUUCCUUAGACCCAUGAGAAUUUUAAAUAAUUGUAAGAUAAACACUUAAUGUCAAUCAUGGAUAUCAAAUUUGAUGCAUAUGAACAAUAGAUUAAAUAAAUAAUAGUAGAAUGCUGUUAGAAAUCGUUAGUCAAUUUUAAGGAAAUUCAUCGUAUUCCACUUCAUGAAGACGACAAUGAAGAGAGAGCCCCAUUAUUAGUGGGAGACGAAUCAGGAAAAGACAUGCCUUACACAACUGAAGCUACAAUAAGAACUCACUAUAAAAGAUUAAGAAAAUUUGUCAAAUAUGUUGAUUACAUUAUCAUAGAUGCUAAAUUAUAGAUGAUGCAGAAUUCAGUGGAACACAUUGUUAAAUAGAUUCGUGAAUUCAAUGAGUAAUAUAAGGAAAAUUCAGGUGUGAAAAGGAAAGGAUAUUAUGGCAAAGGUUAACCCUAAUGUUGGAUCAUUAUUGAGGCAGUAGGGAAAUAGGAAGAUAUCGUUUUUAAUCCUGUUAGGGAAUAGUUAUUCAGAAUAUUUGAAAGUGUCGUUACCAAUAGUGUUAUUCGUAUCACUACCAGACAUAGAGAAAUGUUAUCUAUGCCAGAAUUAUAAUAGUAUAUUCAAGAUGAAAGCAAUCAACAAUCAGAAAAGGUGGAUGUCAAGGCAAUUAUAAAUGGAAGCGAGAAUUUCCAAAUUUUAUGUGGACAAAUGAGGAAGGAAUUAGAAAUUGCAUUUGAUUAUUUAGAAUAAUAUGCUGAAAAAUUGAAACCAUUCAUGAAAUGGUAUGUUGAGAACACAGGAGUCAAUAUUGAAAAAUAGUAUGCUGAUAAGGAAGUUGAAGAAUAUAGAAAUGCCAUUAAUUAAUAUAAGGAUUAAGAUCAACAAUUUUAAGAUAUAGAACCUACACAAGAGAUAGGCAUGAUAUUGUUUGAUAAUCAAAAAUUGAAAGCCAAGAUCAAAUCCAGUGCUAUGAAUUGCAUUUAGGAGUUGUAGAAAUUUAUCCCUGAAUAUAUUUACAAAAAAGCAGUACUCUUUACACAAAAAACAACUUAGUUGUAUUCAACCAUAGCAAUCUCUCCGAUAACAGUGGAAUAAUUUGUCAAUUAUAUGGAGGCAGUGAAUGUCAUCAAUAAUUAAUUUGAAGAUUUAAGCAAUGUGUCACAAGAAGUAACAGCUAUGGCAUUGCUUAUGGAUGAAUUGCGUAUUAAAAUUUAAGAUAAACACAAAUAAAAAUUUGCAGAAUGUAAUCAAUAAGUUAGUCAACUUCGUAAAAAAGUGGAUGAUGCUAUGGCCAAUUAUGAUUAAAACUUAAAUAAAUUUAGAAAAGAUAUGGAGAGAAUGAUCCCAUAAGUAGAUAGUACAGUUAAAGAUUUAAACGAAAGAAUCUCAGAAUAGCCAUUGAGUUCUUUAGCAGCAGAUUUAAGUGACAUGGUUACAUUUGUUUAAGGAGUCAGAAAACAAGUGGAUGAAUUAAAAGUUCAUGCAAAAAAAUUGAAUGAUUAUCAGAUAGCAUUAAAUAUGGAAUAUACACCAUUUGAGAAAUUAGAAACAUUCAAUAGUGAAUUCACUUUAUUAGAGAGACUUUGGUGUGGUAGAAAUGAAUGGAUCUCAAAUUAUUCAAACUGGUUAAAAUAACAUUACACUGAUAUCAAUUUGGAUGAUAUGAACAAUCUAAUGGAAAAAUUAUAGAAGGCAGCUAACUUAUGUGCCAAAGAAUUAGAUAAGAAUGAAGUAGCUAGAGUAUUUAAGUCAGACAUUGAAGGAUUCAGAGGUGUCUAUUAGGUUCUAUAAGCACUUAAAGAUCCUGCUAUAUCAGAGAAGUAAUGGAAUCAGAUAAGAGCAAUGAUACUUGAAAGUUAAUAGUUGUUCAAGGAGCCUAUUCUAGAACCAUUUACACCAAUAAAUGAUCCUAAAUACAACGUUUUAUGGAUUACUCAGGCUGGGUUAGAUUAGGUAAAAGACAAGUUAAGUGAAAUAGCAUUAAGGGCGGCAAAGGAAAUAGAAUUAGUUAAAAUGUUAGAAUAGGUUGAAUCGAUAUGGAAAUCAGCUGUUAUUACUGUGUAACCCUAUAGAGAAUCGAAGGAUGUUUUUAUUCUCGGAAAUAAUGAAGAUUUGAUUUCAAAAAUUGAUGAUACAUUAUUGACUGUCAAUAAUAUUUUGGCCUCAAGAUUUGUAGAAGGAAUUAGACCUGAAGUAGAGAGACAAUAAUCAUUAUUAAGAUAUUUCCAAGAGUUAUUUGAUGAGUGGAUGUUACAUCAAAGAAAUUGGUUAUAUUUGGAACCUAUUUUGAAUUCUCCAUACAGUGCUAAGAAUUUGGCUAAGGAAUCCAAGAUAUUCUAAUAAGCUGACACUCAAUGGAAAAAAUUAAUGAGAAAUGCUAGGGAUAGUAGUAUUGCCAGGAGAUGGGCAGAUGAUUAUUAAAAUAGAUUAUAUUUUAAUCAACUGAGAUAAAAUAAUAAUAAUUUUGAUCUUAUCUAAAAGGCUUUGGAUGAAUUCUUAGAGAAGAAAAGAGAUGUGUUUUAGAGAUUUUACUUUUUAUCAAAUGAUGAACUUUUAGAAAUAUUGUCAAAUGCAAAAAAUAUCUAGGCCAUCUAACCAUAUUUAAGAAAGUGUUUUGAAAAUUUAGUCAAAAUUCAAUUCGAUUCCUAAGAAAAUGCUAUUGGAAUGAUAUCUGCUGAAGGUGAAAUUGCAGUACUCAAAGGAUAUUCAGCAAGAGGGGAAGUGGAAGAUUGGUUAAAAGCUUUGGAAGAUAAAAUGAAAUCUUCUCUUAGUGGUGUCAUGAGAUAGUCUUUAAUUAAAUAUUAAUUAGAGGAUACACAGAGAAAGGAUUGGGUAUUUGAAUUUCCACUUUAAAUCAUUAUUACUAUUGAUUCUAUAUUUUGGACUAAAAUAACAGAAGAGAAUUAUUUAUAAGCAGAUGCUGAAGGAGAUUUGGAUGAUUGGUAUGAUGCUAAUGUAGCAAUGCUUGAUGAAUUGACAUUGUUAAUCAGAGGAAAUCUUACUGAAUUAUAAAGAAGAACUCUUGUGGCUUUGGUCACUUAGGAUGUCCACUUCAGAGAUAUUGUGGAUAACAUGAGAAAUGAAUCUGUGGAAGGUAUCAUGGAUUUCAAAUGGUAAUAAUAAUUGAGAUUUUAUCAUGAUGAGGAAAGUGUGCAUGCUAAAUAAGUGAAUGCUAAAUUGAUGUAUGGUUAUGAGUUUUUGGGAUCAACCACAAGAUUAGUUAUUACUCCAUUAACUGAUAGAUCUUUGGGAAUCAAAUUGGGAGCAGCACCAUAAGGGCCAGCUGGUACUGGAAAAACUGAAUCAUGCAAAGAUUUAGCCAAAGCUUUGGGAAGAUAUUGUAUAGUAUUUAAUUGUUCUGAUCAAAUUACUGCUAAAAUGAUGGAAAAGUUAUUUGCAGGAUUGGCAUAUUGUGGAGCCUGGGUUUGUUUAGAUGAGUUUAAUAGAAUCUAUAUUGAAGUGUUAUCAGUCAUAGCACAAUAAGUUUAAACUAUAAGAGAAGCACUAUUAGAAUAUAAAAUGAAUUUCUAUUUCUUUGGUAAAAAUGUACAAUUGAAUCCUGAUUUGGGAAUAUUUAUUACAAUGAAUCCUGGUUAUGCUGGCAGAACAGAAUUGCCUGAUAAUCUGAAAGUGCUUUUUAGACCAGUAGCUAUGAUGGUUCCAGAUUAUAGAUUGAUUGCUGAAAUUAUGUUAUUCGCUGAAGGAUUUUCAAAUGCCAAAGAUUUAUCAAGAAAGAUGGUUAAAUUGUAUCAAUUAAGUUCAGAGCAGUUGAGUUAAUAAGAUCACUAUGAUUUUGGUAUGAGAGCAGUCAAAUCUGUUUUAGUCAUGGCAGGAUCAUUAAAAAGAGCAGAACCAAACAUCAACGAAGACAUCGUAUUGAUUAGAGCUAUGAGGGAAAGUAAUUUGCCAAAAUUCUUAUCUCAUGAUAUACCUUUGUUUAAUGCUAUAGUGAGUGAUCUAUUUCCAGGUAUGUAAAUCCCUACAGUACAGAACAAAGAAUUAGAAACUGCAAUAAAGAAUGUUAUAGAACUUAAUAAAUUAUAAGAAUAAGACACUUUCAUUGAAAAGAUAAUUUAAUUUCAUGAAACAUUGAAAGUAAGAUUUGGAGUAAUGUUGGUAGGAGUCACAAUGGGUGGCAAAUCUUAAGUAUAAAAUGUACUUAGAGAAUCUUAUAUUAAGCUAUUUGAGUAAUAUUCUUAGAAAGGAAUAAAGAAUCAUGCAAUAUACUAGAAUGUUGAACAUUAGAUAUUGAAUCCAAAAGCCAUAUCAAUGGAGGAAUUAUAUGGUUAAUUUGAUAUGAUGACUUAAUAAUGGACUGAUGGUUUGGCAUCUAAUAUAAUGAGAGGAUAUGCAUCAUCAGAAACAUUGGAAAAGAAAUGGGUUGUAUUUGAUGGGCCAGUGGAUGCCUUGUGGAUUGAAAAUAUGAACACAGUGUUGGAUGAUUCAAUGACUCUAUGUUUAAGCAAUGGUGAGCGUAUUAAAUUGAAGACUUAAAUGAGAAUGAUCUUUGAAGUUUUAGAUUUGGCAGUGGCAUCACCUGCAACAGUUAGUAGAUGUGGAAUGGUCUAUUUAGAUGAUAAAGUAUUAGGUUAUGAACCUAUAGUAAUCACAGAAGCAAUGACUCUUCUUGACAUUUUGAGUAGAGACAUUAUAGAUCAUUUGUUGAUUUAAAUAAAAGUGUCAUUCAAUAAAUCAAUCAAUUAAAUUACUAAAACAUGCAAGUAAUUAAUACCAGUACAAGAAACUUAAAUGGCUGUUGGAUUGAUUAAAAUAUUGAGGAUGAUGAAAUAUCAAAAAAACACAUUGAAAAAAAUUUAUGUUUGGGUAUUUGCUUGGGCUGUGGGUGCAACUCUUAUUUCAGAUGAUUAUCCAAAAUUUGAGAGAAUUGUAGCUGACACUUUUCCAGUUGAAGUUCUGCCUAGAGGAUCUCUGUUUGCUUGCUUAGUUAAAAUAACUAAAACAGAUGGAUUAGUAGAUAUCAACUAUACACAAUGGAAUGAUAUCAUUCCGUAAUUCGAAUAUAUAAAAGGAAUGAGUUAUUUUGACAUGGUUGUUUAGACGAAAGAAACUGUGGCUCAUGGAUGGUUUUUGGAAUAAGCAGUCAAUACAAAUUGUCCUAUGUUUAUUACUGGAGUUACAGGAACUGGUAAAACAAUUAUGGUUAAUUCAACUGUUGAAAAAUUAAGAGAUGAUGGUCUUAUAGCUUUAAUGUAAAUUACAUUCUCAGCUAAAACAGCCAGUUUUACAACCUAAUUAAGUUUAGAAUAAAAACUAUAGACUCAACGUAAGAAAGGAAGAACUAUUUUGAUGCCUCCUCCUGGAAAGAAGUUUGUAGUCUUUGUAGAUGAUGUUAACAUGCCAUCCUUAGAAUAAUAUGGUGCAUAACCACCUAUUGAAUUAUUAAGAUAAUUUAUUGAUUAUCGAGGUGUUUAUGAUAGAAAAAGCUUUAAUUGGAAGGAUGUGGAUAAUACAAUUCUAAUAUGCGCUUGUGGUCCCCCAGGUGGAGGAAGGUCUCCUAUAACAGUUAGAUUUACUCGUCAUUUUGCUUUGUUAAGUGUUCCUAAUUCCAGUGAUGAAACAUUAUCUUGGAUUUUUAGUACUAUUUUGAAGGCUUUCUUAAAAAAUAAUCAUUUCAAGAGCGAAAUUGUGGAUCUUAGUGAAAACUAUUCUAUAGUUAAUGCAACUCUUCAAAUGUACUCUGAAAUCUAAAAAGCCUUAUUGCCUACUCCAGAGAAAUCUCAUUAUGUCUUCAAUCUCAGAGAUGUUAGUAAGAUUUUCUAAGGCAUUUUACAAGCUAAACCUAUGAUUUAUUAGAAAUCUGAAUAAAUGGUUAGGUUGUGGGCUCAUGAGACAUGUCGAGUUUUGAUGGAUAGAUUAAUCAAUUCGUAAGAUUAGGAUUGGUUUAAAGAGAACUUAGUUAAAAAUAUAUUCUUGUUCUUUAAGAUUGAAUAUAAAGUCAAUGAAUUGUUUGAUUCAUAACCACCUCUCAUUUUUGCAGAUUUUUAGAAAAGAGCUGAAUUAUCUGAUCGUAUAUAUGAGGAAGUGAGGGAUUACAACCAACUUAUAAAAGUUAUUAAUGAAUACAUGAUGGAAUAUACAAAGAUGAAUUUAGUGUUGUUCAAAGAUGCUAUUGAACAUUUGACUAGAAUCAGCAGAGUCUUAAGAUAACAAAGAGGACAUUAUAUGUUGGUUGGAGUUGGAGGUUCUGGUAAGAAAUCAUUGACACAAUUGGGAGCUGUAUUGGCUGGAUGCAAAAUAGAUACUAUUGAGAGUAAGAAAAAUUAUGGUAAGAAAGAAUUUAAAGAGGAUUUAUUUAGAAUGAUGUGUGCAGUAGGAAUUGAAAAUAGAUUAGUAGCAUUCUCAUUUUCAGAUACUUAAAUAUUACAAGAAGGUUUUCUAGAAGAUGUUAACAAUCUACUUAACUCAGGUGAAGUACCUAAUAUGUUGACAAAAGAUGAUUUGGAGAUUAUUAAUCAAGGAUUAUAAGCAGAAGCAAGAGAAUUAAAAAUUAAUGAUAUAUACCCAUACUUUGUUUAAAAGAUUAGAUCUAAUCUACAUGUAGUUUUAGGAUUAUCACCAAUAGGAGGAUAAUUAAGAGUUAGAUUGAGAAUGUUCCCAAGUUUAGUUAAUUGCUGUACAAUAGAGUGGCUACACAAAUGGCCAUAAGAGGCAUUGAUGAGUGUAGCUGAAAUGUUUUUGGAGUCUUUAGAAUUUGAUGGUCUAACAAAAGAUAUGAGAUAAAAUCUUUAUCAAAUGUGUGUUCAUGUUCACUAGAGUGUUGAACGUAAAUGCGAUGAAUUUUAUGGCUGCUCUCAAAAGAAAUGUGUAUGUUACACCCAAAUCCUAUCUUGA